Echinostoma caproni is the source of this 429-nucleotide messenger RNA. The record is from the annotation of a GenBank genome assembly. NCBI's taxonomy places the organism in Eukaryota, Metazoa, Platyhelminthes, Trematoda, Plagiorchiida, Echinostomatidae.
AUGAGCAAAUCCAUCGACCCAACUAGAGAUCAAGCCCUGGACCUCACAGGCACAACCACUGGAUCAUGUCCCCUGACCUAUCCACCACUGAAUUUGGGAACCGGUUCGCUGAAUCAACUCGCGGAUACAAUCCUAUUGCAUCUCCUUGUCCCCGAAUCGACCAUUGAGAUAGCCGAUCCAAUCAAACUCACCGAUGGCGUGGUUGCAUCAGAUAUCAAAAUCUAUCAGUUAGACACUAUUCACCGGACUUGUGCAAUCGAGUUACAAACAAGUGAUUCUCUGGGUUGUAGCGAACGUGGUCUGCUGUUGAAAGCGUGUUUGGGGGCGAGACAAAUUCGAGCGAACCUCUCCCUCACCACGCCCUAUGCCGGACUCAAAGAAGGAGUGAGUUCUUCAGAUAUACCAAGAAUUGUUAGCAGUGCAGACUAA